Punica granatum (pomegranate) is the source of this 1833-nucleotide messenger RNA. Lineage: Eukaryota; Viridiplantae; Streptophyta; Magnoliopsida; Myrtales; Lythraceae. The record is from RefSeq and is a predicted model, not a curated record.
ACUCCGUGUUCACAGGUGGAGUUAGUCGGAUAUGGCCACAUGAUCUCCGCGGCAGACUGAGAUCCUCCAUUGACGAUCCGUCCCUCGGCUCACACUUCUCAGCUCCGUCCGAGUUGACUCACCUCCCCAUGCCCGCCGACCUCCAUGGACUACUCGAACCUCCUGCCCCGGUCCUCCUCGGCCGCCUACUUCCCGCCCCACCGGACUCAGCUCCACCCCCGCAUGCACUCCUUCUCGUCUACCCUGAGCCCUAACCCUAGGAAAUCCCCCUCCAAGUUUCUCCUCCUUCUCGUCCCCCUCUUCACCGCCCCCUUCCUCUUCUUCCUCUUAUCCACCGCCCGGUCCGUCCACCGGUCCUCCAAGUUCACCGAUCCGAAGCCGACGUUCUUCGGCGCUGCAAUCAAUGUCGGGCUCUACUCCUCGAGAAUCCGCGUGUUCGAGUUCGUCAACGAGGGGGAGCUCCCGACGGUGGCGGUUGACGGAUCCGCAAUGGUCCGGGCUGGUUUGGCGCACUUCGGGGAGGAGCCGGAGAGGGCGGGGAGGGAGAUCUCCGAGAUGGUCGAGUUCGCGGAGGGGAGAGUGCCCGUGAAGGAGUGGAGUAGCACUAGGGUCGUGCUGUUGGUGAGCGGAGGAUUGGAUAGGGUGAGCUCGAAGAAGAGGGAUCGGAUUAUCAAGUCGUUCCGACAGGUUUUGAGGAAGUCGAGGUUUCUCUUUAAGGAUGAAUGGGUUCGAGAAAUACAAGGAGGAGAUGAAGGUGUUUAUGCUUGGAUUGCUGUUAAUUAUGUCCUUGGAAGCUUGAGAGGUGAACCUCGGGAUACCACUGGGGUAAUUGAACUUGGUGGUGGCAACUUGCAGGUUGCAUAUGCCCUGAGAGAUGCAACAGCAUUGCAAUCUUCACGGAUUAUCAGAUUGUUCGGAACUAAUUACAAUCUAUAUACUCAAAGUUUUCCCCAAUUCGGCCAGGACACCGUGUGGGAAUCCCUCAAUGAGCUUCACAAAUCUAAAGAGUUGACUUCUUCUUCACAAUUGAAGGAGAUGCUUUCUGGUAACCCUUGUGUUUCCAGAGGCUAUGAGCGCUCACCAGAUGCUAGCGAUACUAAGCUUGUAAGAUCUAAUACAUCUGGAAACUUUCCUGCAUGCAAAGCUGAGGCCUCAGCACUGCUGAAAGCUAGACAAGAUAAAUGCUCGCAACCACACUGUAAAAUUCUUCAGCCAUCCUUUUUGAAGUUACAGGAUAAGGCAAAUUCUCUCGAAAGCUUCUUCUAUACCAAUGAGAUUUUUGGGAUAUUCUCUAGCACAGGCUUGUCUGACUUGAGGGCAGCAGGUCAACAUUAUUGCGAGGAUGACUGGAACAAGUUGAAAAGUCAACACAACAACGUUGCUGACAGGGAUUUGCUGAGAUAUUGUUUCUCUUCUGCAUAUGCCGUGGCACUGUUGCAUGACAGGCUUGGAAUUCCUUUAACCGGUGAAAGGAUUGAAACGGCGAACAGGACUGGUAAUAUUAUUCCUCUUGACUGGACACUCGGAGCUUAUAUUGUCCAAACAAUGGUGGAUCCCGUGUACUCAGAACAGGACAACUUUGGCCAGAUUGUUGGGAACGAGUCAGUCACAUACUUCUCGUUAUUUGCCAUUCUUUUGGUAGUCGUUCUAGCUAUCGUAUUGAUUUUUCAAUGGCGAAAACCUCAGUUUAAGACGAUAUAUGAUCUUGAGAAAGGGCAUUAUAUUGUCACACGUGUACCGAGGUGAUGAUUUCCUACAUUGUUUAGUUUGCUUGAUUGUAUGUAUAUACAUUAAUGCACGAAAUGAAUGGAACCAAAUUUUUGUUCACGAGCA